Messenger RNA from Trichomonas vaginalis G3, 255 nucleotides. RefSeq lists its product as uncharacterized. The transcript has a single exon. The record is from RefSeq and is a predicted model, not a curated record. Lineage: Eukaryota; Parabasalia; Trichomonadida; Trichomonadidae. Bases 1 to 255 code for a protein of 84 amino acids.
AUGUACUCAUACCAAUCUGCCCAGCCAUUCAGAACAGUCAGCAGCUUCAACUACGAUUACAACUCAAAUGAUUCAUCCUCCAUAUCAUCAUAUGAUUCCUUCUCGAAUUUCAUGUCCUCUUCAUGUGACGAGUCAGGCGAAGGUUCCAACAUUUCCCUUCAAGAAAUGAGCUCAUAUAACAAAUAUGGAUCAGCUCACUACUUCCUUUCAUCGAACAGUUCCAUCUACACCACAUCAAGUUGCUUCAAACUUUAA